Salarias fasciatus (jewelled blenny) is the source of this 1542-nucleotide messenger RNA. It is a transcript of the gene dnaaf10, whose product is annotated as dynein axonemal assembly factor 10. The record is from RefSeq and is a predicted model, not a curated record. Gene Ontology annotation, molecular function: protein binding. Bases 89 to 1165 code for a protein of 358 amino acids. The transcript is spliced from 8 exons. NCBI's taxonomy places the organism in Eukaryota, Metazoa, Chordata, Actinopteri, Blenniiformes, Blenniidae.
UCACGUCGUUUGUUUAGCAGCUGGCUGCACAGUUAUCGAUUUAUUUUUCUAUCAGACAUUUUUACUUUCUAUAUCUCGUCUUGCAGAGAUGUCAACGCCUCUGUCAAAGCCUCAGAUUAUUGCCCAUAUUCAAAAGAGUUUGAACUACACGGUUUUUGAUAGCAAAUGGAUCCCGUGCAGCGCCAAGUUUGUGUGUCUGGGGAACUUCCCGAGAGGAACCGGAGUGAUGCAGAUUUAUGAAGUUCAGCACGGGGAAGCGCAGCUCGUCAAGGAGGUAGAGAAACCUAAACCCAUAAAGUGUGGGACGUUUGGGGCUACAUCUCUGCAACAAAGACACAUAGCCACAGGGGAUUUCGACGGGAAUCUCAAUAUAUGGAAUUUAGAGAUGCCCGAUGUGCCCGUGUACUCGGUAAAAGCUCAUAAAGAGAUCGUGAACAGCAUCGACGGUGUCGGAGGUCUGGGGAUCGGCGACGGCGCACCUGAAAUAGUCACUGGAAGCAGAGACGGAACGGUGAAAGUGUGGGACCCCAGACAGAAGGAUUCGCCUGUAGCCAACAUGGAGCCUGUGGAGGGAGAAACCAAGAGAGACUGCUGGACCGUUGCAUUUGGUCAUGCCUUCAACGAUCAGGACCGCUGUGUGUGUGCCGGCUACGACAACGGCGACAUCAAACUCUUUGACCUCCGCAACAUGUCGCUGCGAUGGGAAACCAACAUUAAGAACGGGGUUUGCUGUGUGGAGUUUGACAGGAAAGACAUCAGCAUGAACAAGCUGGUGGCCACGUCGCUGGAGGGGAAGUUCCACGUCUUCGACAUGAGGACCCAGCAUCCCACCAAAGGCUUCGCCUCCGUUUCCGAAAAGGCUCAUAAGUCAACUAUCUGGCAGGUGAGACAUUUGCCUCAAAACAGGGACGUCUUCAUGACUACGGGGGGAGCAGGCAACCUGCAUCUGUGGAAAUACGAAUAUCCUGCUCAGAGAAACAAAAAGGAUUCCGACAACGUGGACGUAGGAGUCGCCGGCAGCGUCAACCUCUUGCAGAACAUCGCCAUUUCCACUCAGCCCCUCGCCAGCCUGGACUGGAGCCCCGACAAGCAGGGCCUGUGCGUGUGCUCAGGGUUCGACCAGUCGGUCCGCGUGCUCAUCGUCACCAAACUCAACCUGGUGUGAAAACAAAAGCAAACACUGAACAGAAGCUGCAGAGAGUUUGUAGAUUGAAUAAAGUAGAUUUAAAAGAUGUGAAGCGCUUGGCUGAGCCACUGCAGAAGAUGUUAUCCUGCAGUGCAGAGAAAUACACCUUUACUAUAUAUAUUUCCAUCUUAUCGUAAGAGUUCCACCUCAUAAAGCCUCGGGCUGGGAAUAAUUUAAGUUCUCUGUCAAUUUUUUAUCGCAGCAGGGGGUUUAAACUGGUACACCUGUCUUUUGUUCCUCUGACUGUGAAACUCCAACUUUGUCUCUUGUAAAUGUCGCUACUUUUGAUAUACUUUUUAUUGAAAAUUCAUGAAAUUUGCUUUUUGGAGAAUAAAAGACUUGUCAAAUGUCUUGAA